Messenger RNA from Ogataea philodendri, 333 nucleotides. RefSeq lists its product as uncharacterized. The transcript has a single exon. NCBI's taxonomy places the organism in Eukaryota, Fungi, Ascomycota, Pichiomycetes, Pichiales, Pichiaceae. The annotation marks the transcript as partial. The record is from RefSeq and is a predicted model, not a curated record.
AAAAAGAAAUCUGCUGAUCAAAUUAUAAACGACCUGGAGGGAUCAACCAGUUUUCCUAAGAAUGAUGCCGAUUUUGUUGUUGGUGAAUUCUCUGGAGUUCUUGAUGAAGAAACAUGGAAAAAAUCACCUGGCGAUCGGAAUGAAUAUGCCAAACAAUUUUUGAACAAGGAAUUGGAGGUUUUCUCUAAAUCAUCAUCAUGGGGAUGGUUUUUCUGGACACUACAAUUUAAGUAUGGCGAUGGUGGUGAAUGGGGUUUAAAGCCAAUGUAUGAGCGUGGUGGAAUAAAGAAGAGAUCAACACAAAAUAAUCUGAACAUUGACGAUAACAGAGUU